UAAGAAUUUUCAGUAUGAUGAUGAACCGAACAUGGAUUCUGUAUUCACACACUGGAUACAAGCUUCAUGACAGAUAGAAAAGAAACAUUAUGGCUUGUCAGAAGCUUGGAGAUAACAUAAAAAAAAAAUGGACCAUCCAAAAAACAACCCUUAGAAAACACAUAGAAGACACAAUGUCGGUGAAAGAUAAGGAAGCUGUUGACAAACUCUUCAAGGGUCUGGACGAAAAUGGAGAUUCUGAAGUAGACUUCAAUGAAUUUGUCAUCUUUGUGGCAGCCAUGACUUGCUGUUGUCAUAAAUAUUUUGAGCAGAAAGGACCUAAAUGAUGUAAAACAGCUCAUAAGAAGCUGGUCCUUUGAUGAAUUCCAUAUGCUAAUGUUUUUGCUCGCUUUAUUUGCUCCAUGUACUGAAAUACUGUUUAAUCAUACUCUGUUUACUUCCCUGUCUUGCAUGUUAAGUUUCUCCUCCUUCAAAUAAAAUGCUAGUUUUGCAUUCUC
This is a messenger RNA of Caretta caretta (loggerhead turtle), 497 nucleotides long. The record is from RefSeq and is a predicted model, not a curated record. Lineage: Eukaryota; Metazoa; Chordata; Testudines; Cheloniidae.